AUGGCUGGUACAAUGUUUAUAUGGGCAUAUGUUAUAACAGCUUCUUUGAGUGUCUGGGCUCAAGCGUUGGGCUCAAAGCAUGGUUAUGUUAACAAUGAGCCAAGAAUUUAUAGAAAUGCGAUAAAAGGAACAUUUGGUAGAAUGAUUGCUUCGCACCAAGUUGCUUUAGAAAAUGUUCCUGCUGUACACAUAAUGGCAUUAUCAUGCACUGUUUGGUUAUUUUCCUUUGCUCUUAUACCAGGAUUUGAAGAUUAUUACUCACAUGUCACUGAUGUUCUUAGUUUAUUAAAAGGUGUUUCUGAUGACGUUGUAUGGACUUUUGAUUAA
Messenger RNA from Entrophospora sp. SA101, 327 nucleotides. The record is from the annotation of a GenBank genome assembly. NCBI's taxonomy places the organism in Eukaryota, Fungi, Glomeromycota, Glomeromycetes, Entrophosporales, Entrophosporaceae.